GGCCGGCCCGGCCGGGCGGGGGCACCCGGAGGCUGCGGUCCCAGCGGAGCUCACCACCUCCCUGCCGGGCUUGGAAACCUCCCAGGGCGGAGCCGCAGCCCUGCCGGGCUCCUGAGACGCCUUCCUCGGCCCAGGCCUCAGCUUACCCUGCUGUAGCCCGAGCCCAUUGCUCCGUGCUCUGUCACCUGCCACCGUUGAGAGCAGCCCAGCUCCAUCCUCUUUGCCCGGGAGCUGAAGACAGCUAUUAAAUACCACCCCCCACCCCUCGGUCUUCGCAAUGAUAUGACAUCCGGGCUGGAAGGGACCUCACACGUUUAGUCUUUGCCCCCUGCCCCCUCUUCAGGGGCUGGAGGCUGCUGUGCAGCUACAGGGCGCGUUACCCCAGACCCCGAAGCACCCCCCUCCCCUGCCGGCAAUGUGGACCCCAGUUCUGCCAUGCAGGGGUCAUUAAAAUGCCCCCCAAAGACCCCUGGCAGAGGCCGGGUGGCAGAGGAAGUUAAAACCCCCAUAGCCCAUACCGGUGGGACUGGGGUGGGGGGAUCCCACAUGGGCGUGUUAGUGUGACCCCGAGCGGAGGCAGGACCCUCUAAGCAGCGCUGUGCAAUGCUGUGCGGGGGCCUGGGCCGCAGCCCAGCAGAGCCCUAAGCCCCCCGAUGGCAGCGGGGGCCACCAAGGGCCCGUCACCGGUAGCUUCGGGGGCAGCAGAAAGGCAGAGCAGGGACGGGAGUCAGGACGGUGUGAUGCUGCCACCCCUGGUCCCUCUUCUCCAGCUCCGGCUGCUGAGAUUCCGGCUGCACAAUGGGUCCUGUCCCCCACCAAGCCCGGGGACCCUGCCCUGGCUCUGUCCCGGCAAGACCAGGGGUGACUUUGUCUGGAGAAGACAAGCGGGGGGUUGAUAACCACCUUCAAAUACCCAAAGGGCGAUUGUACGGAGCAGAGAUGGGCUUUUCUGGACUAGGGGCAGUGGGCACGGGCUGCAGCAGGGGAAGCUGAGGUGGGAGAGGAGGAGGAAGUUUCUGAUGCUGCGAGUGGUCAAGCGCUGGACCAGGCUGCCCACAGACACCCCCUUCCUCCCCCUUCCCCCUCCCCAGCUCACUGUCUCCUUAGGGACCCUCAGCAACGCUGGUUGUCUCUUUGCACCUCCUUUUCCCUCCAUCCCCAACUCCCCCUGUAGCUCUCAGGGGGGAGAGGCCUGCUCCUGCCCAGGCUGGGAUGGCGUGACCCCUGCACUCCCCAGCCCAGGCACCAGCCCACCCUGGCUCUGGGGACCAGCUGGUGCUGUCCAGACUCCGUGAUGCCAUGCCAAGCAGGUGGGCCAGGGGACAGACGCUGCUGACAGGGUCCAGGAGCGAGUGGAGAGACAACGAGAGCACAGGCCCCACACUGGGCUGAAGCCUCCCCUGCAGAGAACAUGGCUGCUGAGCUAGGGCCUGCACCCAUGCCAGCCCCCAGCCUGCCUCUCCCAGCCCUGCUGAAGACAGAGGAAGGGGACCCAGUAGCCCCUGCACCUGGAGCAAGAGCCAAGGAGAAAGUCUUGGGUGUCGUUCAAGGAGGGACCAGCAGGAGGUCCUUGAGAUGGGCAACACCCCAGCAGAUCAAGCAGGAGCUGCAGGAGGAGCCAGUCCAAGGCUGGGAGGUGGCACAGGACCCACCAUUCUCUGCUGAAACUGUGCCGGUCCCGGUUCCCCAACGACCGCUGGAGCUGGUGUCAGGGGAUGACACUCCCACCCUGGAGGCACGGCGCCAGAGCUUCCGCAGCUUCUGCUACCAGGAGGCCGAGGGGCCGCGGGAGGUUUGCAGCCGUCUACAAGAGCUCUGCCAGCGCUGGCUGGAGCCCCAGCACCGCAGCAAGGAGCAGAUCCUGGAGCUGGUGGUGCUGGAGCAGUUCCUGGCCAUCCUGCCCCGGGAGAUGCAGAGCUGGGAGUGGGGGUGCGGCGUGGAGACCUGUGCCGAGGCUGUGACGCUGGCUGAGGGGUUCCAGCUGGGGCAGGCGGAGGAGGACGAGAAGCUCCAGGUCACAGUGUGUGUGAAGGUCGAGGAGGCAGCGUCAGACAAGAUGGUGCCGGGGGGGGCAUUGUGGGAGCCUCUUGACUCCUGCUUGGAGCACCCGCAACCCCAGCCUUUGCAUGGGCCCCAGAGGGAGGCCGGAUGGAGUGGGAGCCUGGGGCCUCGGGGCGAGCCACCUCGCAUCCGCAAAGACCAGGCCCAGCCCCGCCAAACGUCAGGCUCCCCCGGCACAGAUGAGACCUGGGACUCAGCCGAUGAAAGCACCUCAGGCUGGUUCCCCAGACCGAGCUCUUCCCCGGAAGCAGCAGGUGCCAGGACCCUGGACAGAGCUGAGGAAGGGCCCAUGGGCGAGGCCCCUAGGGGAAAGCAGGACCUGGCUUCCAAGACCAAUCCCAAGCGCCACCCCUGCCCCAAGUGUGGGAAGCUCUUUGACUGCCCAUCGCGCCUGGCGCUGCAUGACCGGCUGCACACUGGGGAGAAGCCGCACGGCUGCCCCGACUGUGGGAAGAGCUUCACCCGGCCCUACGACCUGGCCAUCCACCGCAAGGUGCACUCGGGCGAGAAGCCCUACGGCUGCGCUGAGUGUGGCCGGAGCUUUGCUCGCUCCGACACACUGGCAUCGCACCGCAAGAUCCACUCACUGGAGAAGCUAUACCGCUGCACCGACUGCGGGAAGCGCUUCACGCAGCGUGCCGGCCUGGCCUCCCACCGCAAGUUCCACUCGGGUGAGAAGCCGCACCGCUGCCCCGACUGCGGCAAGAGCUUCGCCCUCUCAGAUGCCUUGGCCACCCACCGCAAGAUCCACUCAGGGGAGAAGCAGUACCGCUGCACCCAGUGUGGCAAGAGCUUUGCCCAGCCUGCCGGCCUCUCCAACCACCGCAAGUUUCAUUCAGGAGAGCGGCCGCACCGCUGCGAGGAGUGUGGCAAGUGCUUCGUGCGCCGCCCGGACCUGGCCCGGCACCAGCGCAUUCACUCAGGGGAGCGCCCCUUCUGCUGCCCCAUCUGCGGGAAGGGCUUCAUUGAGGCUGGCCGCCUGACACAGCAUCGACGCAUCCAUAUACGGGAGCAGCUCCUCCACCCCUGGGAGCCAGUGUAGUUCUGCCUGUGGUCAGGAGAGGGCAUUGGGGGCACCUCCACUCUCAGCACCCACCAGGGCUGUGCCCGUCCCACCCAUGCACCAGGUGCAGGAAGACAUUUGCCCUGCCCUGAUCCCUCCCGAGGUGGUGCCAGACCCAGCAGGCAGACCCUGGGCUUCAAUGAGGAGCUUCCGAGCUGCAGGGAGUUAGCUUAGGGAAGUGUUUGCUGAACCCCCUUUUUACCCCCUCAUACCAUAUUGACUUGAAUUUAAGGCGACCUCCUCCCUUCCAUAAUUAGAUACCGUAGGUGGAAAAAUAUAUUGUGUUAUAAUCAGGGAUCCGGGUUUUCCGUUUCCCACGGGAGAACAGAGAAAACUAGAUUUCCCAUUUUUAUUAGAGAAAAUGUGGAUUUUACCUUUUAGCCUACUGUCCCCUGCCACCCUGCUUCCCUCCCCCGCAACCCAACUUGGCUGGGGACAGAGGAGCCGCAGGGAGAUCUCACCACUGCUUGCCCAGCGCUGCCCCAGCGAUGUGCCUCCUGCGCGCGGGGCUGCACUGAGGGAAGUGGCGCAGGGCUGCACCCCUGAAUGCAGUGGCAGGUGCAGGAGGCACAUCACCAGGGCAGCAGCAGGUGAUCCCCGUGCAGCCCCGCUGUUCCCAGGUGCGCGGGGUCAUGCCUGCGGGACUGCAGAGGCCCCACGGGAUGGAAACAGGGAUGGAGCUCAAGCCCUCAACCUGCCCCACACACAAAUCUGGUUGCAUGGGUCCCCUCCUGGCCCCCGGGAGUGCGCGUGGUGGUGGGGAGCCACCCUGCCUGAGCCCGCAGCAGGCAGCAGAGGGGAGCAGGGGCAGGGGGCUGUGGACCCGGGUCUGUAGCCCUGGCAGCUGGAGGUACCAGCAAGGCUGUGGGGGGGAU
Messenger RNA from Alligator sinensis (Chinese alligator), 3999 nucleotides. RefSeq names its product zinc finger protein 397-like. The record is from RefSeq and is a predicted model, not a curated record. Gene Ontology annotation, biological process: regulation of transcription by RNA polymerase II. Lineage: Eukaryota; Metazoa; Chordata; Crocodylia; Alligatoridae. Bases 1412 to 3103 code for a protein of 563 amino acids. The transcript is spliced from 5 exons. Gene Ontology annotation, molecular function: DNA-binding transcription factor activity, RNA polymerase II-specific; RNA polymerase II cis-regulatory region sequence-specific DNA binding.